UUAAAAGGAGGAAAGAUCUCGCAAUAACAUCUUGCUUUUUAGAAAUGCAGUAUAGCGGGAUUUGACUACAGCGACCACCACAACCAUCUCCAGAUUCAGCCAAAGAUGAACGAUCUCCUGACCGACUCCUUCGUCGGCGCCGCUGCGCAGGCGCAGGCGCAGCAGGACGGCGGCGGGCCGGCCGCCGCCUCCAGUGUCGAGAACGAGAAGCUGCAGGCCUUCUUGGCGGAGGCGGAGGCGGCCAAGACUGACAUGGUCGCGCUGCGCGAGGAGCUCUCCCGGCUGCAGUCGGCGCACUACGAGGCGUCCCAGUCCCUCCGCGGCCCCGCCCUCGCCGCCGCCACGCAGGCCGCGCUCGUCCGCCUCCUGGGCUCCGCCCGCCGCCUCCGCGCGCGCCUGGCCUCCAUGGACCGCCGCGCGCCGGCCCCCGCGGCGCACGCCCCCGCGGGGCUCCGCGACCGCCUCCGGGACCUCACCGCGGGCGUCCAGGCCCUCCGCCGCCAGGUCUCCGCCGCCCGCCGCGCCGACGCCGCCCGCCGCUACCUCGCCGUCGCCGGCGAGGCCCCCACCGAGGACCAGCUGGACCGGCUCCUCCUCGUCUCCGGCGCCGGCGGCGGAGUCACAGCCACCGACGAGGCGAUGCGGGCCGCCAUGGUGUCCUCGGAGUCGGCGGAGGCGGAGCAGGUGGAAGGCGGGCUCCUGGAGCUGCAGCAGCUGUUCCUCGACAUGGCCGCGCUGGUAGAAUCCCAGGGCCCGCGGCUGGGGGACAUCGAGCGGCACGUCGCGGCGGCGACGCAGGACGCGGGCGCCGCGGAGGCGGAGCUGCGGGAGGCCCGGCGGCUGCGAGGAGACGCGAGGAGGAGGAAGGUGUGGCUGGCGGGCGGGAUCGCGGCGGUGCUGCUCGUCGCCCUCGCCGUGGCAGCCGUCGUCGUAGCUCUCGCGCUCGCGCGACGUGGGGGCGGUAGUAAUAAUGUGAAUCUCGCCGGCGCCGGCGUGUCUGGCUUGCUGGAUUUGCCUAUGUAGGGCGUAUUUUGGGUUUUGGCUCUCUCGCUCUUGUUUGCUUGGUUUGUUUGUGACUUGGAGAGGUAAAGAUUGCGGCACAAGGUAUCCAGUCUGCAUAUGUUUCGCUUCCAGAUCAAUGAACUAGUUGGUUCCUAACUUUCUAGAAGCGGGACAUAAGCAAGAUCCUGAUUGCAUCCUUAUUUGACACCGUGUGGGAGAAUGUUUCGUUUUGUCUGUUAAUACAUUGCCAUGGUGCCAAAAAUUUGUGAUAGUGGCAUUUCAAUCUCAA
Molecule: messenger RNA, 1291 nt
Organism: Brachypodium distachyon (stiff brome)
Lineage: Eukaryota; Viridiplantae; Streptophyta; Magnoliopsida; Poales; Poaceae
Product: syntaxin-related protein KNOLLE
Exons: 1
Coding region: 106-1023 (305 amino acids)
Biological process (GO): intracellular protein transport; exocytosis; vesicle fusion
Cellular component (GO): endomembrane system; plasma membrane; SNARE complex
Molecular function (GO): SNARE binding; SNAP receptor activity
Source: RefSeq, a predicted model, not a curated record